UACUUUUCACUUUCCAGAAAUACCCUCCCACCACCGCUCUCACACACUCGAGCUCACUCAUUCGUCCCCCUCUCACCCACCCCUUCUCGCUCUCCUCCAGAUCCCCGUCAUCGCCGGCCUCUCCUCGCCGCCGUCACCGGCCUCUCCUCGAUUCCCUUUCUCUCCACCACCACGCACCCCGUUUCCUCCCACAGCGCACCCCGUACCGUAGGUCAAAAGCUUGAUUUUUAGGCGCCGGCGACAAGCUUCUGGGCGAUGGAGGCUGGAUCCGCGUGCGUCCACACCGGCUUGGCAGUGGUGCUUGAUGUGGAGCGGCGCUGGAGCAGCGGAGCGGGGAUUUCUUCCUCACCUCACAGCGCCGUCCUCCUCCACAACCACGCAGCCGCAGCAGUGGAGGAGCCGAAUCCCUAGCCAGCGAGCUCAGGGAGCCAUGGAUCCAUGGGCGAGGCCAUGGAAGGGCAACCAACUACAGCAGCGAGGAGAGGAGAAAGGGAGUAGCCUGACGGCCGUCUUCCACCUCCGCCUACGCCCUCGCCCUGCACCUCCACCUACGCCCCCGCCGGAAAUAGUACAAUGGCCAAGGAAAUAGGCAGGAUGUGCCGCUUCCCGGAUGGACAUGGACAUGCUUCUCCAACUCUGCUUCUUCCUGGGUCGCCAUGGAAGGUACUCCAUGUUAUGCUCUGCUAUGCUCCAUGGACAACUCAGCCGAGAACUUUAAAAGAGCAAACAAGAUUCUGGCUUUGGAGUCUGAGCUGGUCCACAUAUGGGAUGGCUCUGGGCGAACAACCUUCAUAUUGAUGAAUGAAUGGAACCGUAUGCCAAGAUCCUCGGUCUUCUGACCAGGAGGUCAUAUCUUCUCAAUCAAAUUUGCCAUUCUAUUGCCUAUGCUUAAUUUCUUGCAUAAGAUUGUUAUAAAUUAAUUGUAUAGUUGUGUUGGUCAUAGUCUUUUAUCUCCUAGCUACUUCUUAAGGCUUUUGUACUGCAUUACUACUAAUUAGCCAAAUUAAUCCCCAUUACUGUUAUUUCCUCCUGCAACAUCGUAAUUCAAUUUGAAUGCGGAGCACUGGAAUGCGGAGUACAAUUCUAUUACUCAAGUCCAGAGGAUCUCGUCAGCUUACACUGAACCUGUAUAUUUCUUUGGUAAAAAAAAGAGGAUGUCCUGCUUUUCUUUGGACAGUACAAUUCUAUUACUCAAGUCCAGAGGAUGAUGUAUCUGGACAGUGGUUGAAGACAAGGGCUACCAAUGGAGAAAGAGUGCACAUGGUGGCCGAGAGGGAGUUACUGUCAGACCAUGGUGAGGAUGGUGGCAGGAGGAUGUACCUGCGGCGUGAGGAGAUGGGUGCAGGAACAGCCGGCGCGCGGAGGUGGCUGGUUCCGACGGCCCUGGUGAGCAACACCAUGAGACGGGAGCAGAGGCUGCACCAUGAGAAGGGAGCAGAGGUUGCUGGUUCCGGCGGCAGCAGAGGCCGCAGCUCACCCACCUGGCGUGAGAACGACGUGGCCGAACUGGUUCCAUUCCGGCGGAUGUGGCCGGAGGGCGAGUAUGGGUCCAGCGAGAGGAAAAACUGGCUUCCUGGCAACGUGGCCGGACUGGUUCCGUUCCGGCGGAUGUGGCCGGAAGGCGAGUAUGGGUCCAGCGAGAGAAAAACUGGCGUUCCUGGCGACGAACUGGCGUUCCUAGCGACGUGCGAUGGAGCUGUCGCACUUGUUUCUUUGUUUGGUUUGGCUCGGGCGUGUCUUUUUUUUGGUUUGGCAUGGACGUGGUUUUCUUUUUUGGUCAAUGCAUGGAGUGGACGUCGUUCGUGGAUUGAGACUGUUUUUCUUCGGCCGGUUCGUGAUCGUGGGCUGAGUUGGUGGCGAUGUAUCUCGUUCAUGGGCCGUGUUAGCAACAGGAUGCGAUCGAGGGUGGGGCUGCGGUCGAACCAUCACGACGACGACUGCAGAUCCUCCUUUAAUAGUAGAGAUUAGAUAGGAUCCACAAUUAAUCC
Messenger RNA from Triticum dicoccoides, 1988 nucleotides. RefSeq lists its product as uncharacterized. Bases 1054 to 1968 code for a protein of 304 amino acids. The transcript has 6 exons. NCBI's taxonomy places the organism in Eukaryota, Viridiplantae, Streptophyta, Magnoliopsida, Poales, Poaceae. The record is from RefSeq and is a predicted model, not a curated record.